Molecule: messenger RNA, 1512 nt
Organism: Hemibagrus wyckioides
Lineage: Eukaryota; Metazoa; Chordata; Actinopteri; Siluriformes; Bagridae
Gene: mrpl46
Product: mitochondrial ribosomal protein L46
Exons: 4
Coding region: 208-1059 (283 amino acids)
Cellular component (GO): mitochondrial large ribosomal subunit
Molecular function (GO): structural constituent of ribosome
Source: RefSeq, a predicted model, not a curated record
UUUCGCAAGACAACACUAUAUGCAAUAUGCAGACAGGACAACACUGUACUUUCACACUAAAAGAAAUAAUUAUUGUUAUUUUAUAUAGAACAGCAAUUUAUGCCUUUAAUAUAUUAGCUUAGAAUUACUUUGUAUGAUUCGGCUCACCCAACAUCUUAAUGUUUAGACCGUAAAUCCCUCACGCUUGCAUUGUGGGUACUUUCAAAAAUGGCGGCGCCCUGUUGGAAGUAUGCUUGGCGACCGCUAUGGCAAAUUACUUCAGGACCAGGACGAUUAAAAGCAGCAGUGCGAUAUGUUUCUUCCAGCGCUCAGAAAAUCAAGAUCGCAAGUCCACCGUCGCCAUGGGUCCUACACGGCGCGGUGUGCUUACAGAGACUUCCGGUCAUCUCUCAGGACCUGAGCCCGAUUGAGGAGAAGUUCAUGGAGCUCAUGCGCCAGAUGGAGCUGGAGAGAAGCCUACUCUCAGACCACGAGCUGCGGCUGUUGGAGGACGCCGAGCGCAUGAGCCGUAAACAGGAUGCUGAUUACGAUUCGGAUGAUGAAGAGGCCUACGGAAGUCAAGAGAUUGUCACAGCACAGGAUUUGGAAGACAUGUGGGAACAGAAAUUCAAGCUUUUCCAAGCUGCUCCUAGGAUGAAAGCUUCUGACACCACAGAUGUGAGCUCGGCUGAGCGCUGCCUGGGAGACAGCUUGGUGCUGCUGGUGAAGCAGGAUGUUGGCUCUCAGAAGGUUUGGCUUCUGCCUCAGCUGCCAUGGGAGGCGGGAGAGACGCUGAGGCAGACCGCAGAGCGUGCCCUCGCCAGUCUGCCAGGCACAAAAUUGAACGCAACCUUCCUCGGCAACACCCCUUGUGGAUUUUACAAAUACAAAUUCCCCAAAAGCAUCCGGACCGAGAACAGAAUAGGAGCCAAGGUGUUUUUCUUCAAAGCCAUGCUCUCUGGUAGCGACAAUCUGCCACAGAAGAAAGACUCCUGCGUGUGGGUGAGAAAGGAUGAGCUCCAGGAUUAUCUCGUGCCAGAAUACCUGAAACAGGUCAAGCGAUUUAUUUUGAAUCUGUGACAUGCUGAGACACUGGACCUCACGUAGAAAUGUCAUACACAUUUAUGUAAGACACUUGCUCUGACUCGGUGUAGUGGGAUUGUGUCAGAUCAGAUGCCUCGUCUCUGCUGAUCAGAAAAAAAAUGUUCAUUUUUUUUUUUUUUUGGAGCUCCAUUUCCAUGCCAUAAUCAGUUAGGGCUCUGUGACCAAGCGUGACAUAGCUGACUAAAUAAAUCUAGAUUUCCAGAUGAGUUGAUUAAAUGAAUCAGGUGUGAUGGACACUGUGUGUGUUGGAGUGUGGCGAAGGUCUUGAGCUUGAUUGAAUUCUGUUCCAGUUCCACAACCACAGAUGAGACAUAAGUCCAAACUUUCAUGUGCAUUUAAACAUAAUAAUCCCAUAUUUUCUAAUGUUUGAAAUUUGUUCACUUGUAUUUCUUUGUCAUGUCUUGAAAAAUAAAUUUGUUGUUUAUUUUA